CACCAAGUCAGUGCUGCUGGCCAUGGCGCGUCCUACUCGACGUCGUACAACACGGUCCACGGCGCAUAUAGACCCCGAGCCCAAGGCUGACUCUCCUCACUCUUCUGCCACAUCCGUCUCAGAUGUCACAAAACCUGCCAGGGCGGAUGACGACAGAUGCCCGGCCUGCAAAAACGAGAACGUGGAAGACCUAGCAUCUAUAAAGAAAGAAAACUGGAUUCGAUGCGACGCAUGCAGGGCUUGGUUUCAUUGGAGAUGCUUAAACGAGUCUGGGGAUCUGGACACCAUAGACAAAUGGUUUUGCACAUCAUGCCAAGAGCAGGAUCCCUCUCGUACUAAAACACUCAAACCUCCUGCGCGGAAGUCGACGCGAAAGAAACUAGCCCAUGACUACGCCAAUAUGCACACUGGGCUAAGCUCGUCGGACCCAAAUAGGUGGUUAAACAUGCUUCAGGGAAAAUCUAUCGCAAAAGACCAUUUCAAACGAUUGAAUGGUGAACAAGUCAAUCUGGACUGGGUCAACGGUGAUCCCGAUGGGUUCAGGGAACCCGUUGUGAUCGAGGAGCCAGAAGGAUUGGGUAUGAAGAUGCCCGGACGUGACCUGUCGAUUGAGAGCAUUGCAGACACUUUGGGAAGAGAUACGCCAGUUGAGGUCAUCGAUGUAGCCUCACAGUCGAAUUCUCCAGGUUGGACCCUCGGCAAGUGGGCAGGCUACUGGUCGACAGAAUCUGCAUCUCGUGACAAAGUUCGGAACGUUAUAUCGCUCGAGGUUUCCGGGACAAAGCUUGCUGACGAGAUAUUGCCUCCGCGGUUGGUGCGGGAGAUGGAUUGGGUGGAGAAGUAUUGGCCGAAUAACAAGAAAGGGCCUGGACAGGUGUACCCGAAAGUCCAAUUAUAUUGCUUGAUGGGAGUCGCAGGCGCGUGGACCGACUGGCACAUCGACUUCGCUGGCUCGUCGGUAUAUUACCAUAUACUCCGAGGUUCGAAGGUAUUCUACUUCAUCCGACCAACACCCUCCAAUCUUGCUGCGUACGAGCGCUGGUCUGGUUCAGACGUGCAGAGUCAUACUUGGCUAGGCGAUAUGGUGGAUAAUGUUGUAAAAGUUGAGCUCAGCGAAGGUAACACCAUGCUGAUUCCUUCGGGAUGGAUACAUGCUGUCUAUACACCUAUAGAUACAUUAGUUUUCGGAGGCAAUUUUUUGCACUCAUAUGAUGUGGCAAUUCAACUCAGAGUACGUGAGAUUGAGAAUGUUACUCGGGUGCCAAAGAAGUUUAGAUUUCCCUUCUUUACUAAAAUGUGCUGGUAUGUAGGCGAAAGGUACCUGAGAGACCUCAAAGCCAGAGAAGAGUUUUCGGAACGUAUCCUACAAUCGUUGGAUGCGCUGGCCGGAUAUCUGGUGUUAGAGGCACGAGCCUUGGAACGAGGCCCGGAGGCAUCGAAACGGGAAGCAAGGGAGCAAUUGCCUAGUGAUAAAGUCAAGGAUGCUUCGGCCGUGGCACGAGAGCUGAGAUGGAGAGUAAAAUUAGCAUCGGGCGAUUUCAGCGAUGAUGAGGAUGACGAUCGACUAACGAGGAACCACGAGCAGUCUUCGGCGUACAAGCGAAAGCGGGAAGAGAGAAACAGCCCUGAAUCAUGCCAGGACCCUAUUUCGACGUUCAGGCAUUUCCAGCCGAAAAUCUGGGACGGUGUCUCUUCAGAGGUAAUUGUCUCCCAACAAAAGUCGAGGACCCGUUCGAACUUUGAAGAGGAGCGGUGGAUGGAUGCUUGGCUCGAUUGGAACAAGGAGCUUCUUGGAUCCGCCGAGGAUGGUGUGGCGGUCAAUCGAAAGCGUCAUGUCGUCGUAAAGGUGCGAAGAACAGCGAAGGGGUUGGAACGACAUAGAGUGGAGAGAGUAAUAGAAGAAUGGGAUUGGACUUCUCCUCCUAACCGUUUAAACAACCUGCUCGCGGACGAGGAUAGUCAUAUGGACUUUUGACAUAUUUUAGUUGCUGUAAUUCCUCGCUUUCUUGUAGGGUGAUCUGUCUCUUGAGUGCGCAGUACUUAUGUGUGGACUCGCUGCUGAUAUAUAGUAUAUCAGUAGGUUCGCAGCGCUCUACAGGCGUUGUUGAUUGACUU
Molecule: messenger RNA, 2115 nt
Organism: Heterobasidion irregulare TC 32-1
Lineage: Eukaryota; Fungi; Basidiomycota; Agaricomycetes; Russulales; Bondarzewiaceae
Exons: 8
Coding region: 23-1975 (650 amino acids)
Biological process (GO): protein demethylation; regulation of transcription by RNA polymerase II
Molecular function (GO): histone demethylase activity; transcription coregulator activity
Source: RefSeq, a predicted model, not a curated record